Molecule: messenger RNA, 1189 nt
Organism: Lingula anatina
Lineage: Eukaryota; Metazoa; Brachiopoda; Lingulata; Lingulida; Lingulidae
Source: RefSeq, a predicted model, not a curated record
CGGCCAUUGACUGUGCGACAAAAUGAUUCUUCUGAGGGGUGGAUACAUUGAUGGUAGUUAAGUCAUUCUACAGUUAUACUAGUUGACUUCUAAAAGCAGAUUCACAUUUGUCGUGCUGUAUCCUCACCCAGGCCAUAAAAACAUGGCGUAUUAUCAACAAUACGGGUCUGGGAACUGGCCCAGCCAAAAUACCCAGCAAGACGCAAGCAGGUGGCAAAUGCAGGGCCAGACACAGGGGAUGGCUGCAGCACCCUACAGUAAUCAGGGAGUCGGAGUAACUACCCAGGGCACCUACCCACACACAUAUUACGAUCAAAAUCGUCUUAUGCAGCAGUCUCCAGUGCCUGUCUCUUAUUAUGGACAAGGACCUGCUUCUCACUCCCAGCCUCUUCCUCAACAACUACAACAUCCUCAGCAGCAUCUUCAAAGCCAAAUCCAGGGUCACAGUAGUCCUCAAAUACUAGGCAAUGCCCCAGCAUAUACAUCCAUGUCUGGACCACCACUGGGUAGCCAUUCAGGUAUACUGAAAACUCCAACUAACCCUACAAGAGAUGGUCGUCCCCAAAACAAGAUGACUUUUAAGCAGAAGCUGGGGAUGAAGGGAGAUCAUAAAUUGAUUUCAAAGAACUCAUCCACUGCUUCUAGAACAGCUGGACAAGAGCAGAGGGCUAAAAUGGACAAGAAAGUAGAUAGUAAGGGAGAGGAAGAUACAGAGACAAAUUGGGGAUAUUGUGAUUUAUGUGAAAUUGAAAUUAAAGGAAAAACUGAAAUGCAUUAUAGGCAACAUUGUGAGGGCAUAGUGCAUAUGAAAAAGAUGGUUGACAGGAUGGUUAAAGAGAAGAAAGAGAAAGCAGACAAAGAAGCCAAAGAAAAGGGAAAAAUUGACAGAGAAUUACAGAAGUCGGACAUUGCUAAAAAACCUGAGGAGAGUGGUCCAUUACGCCCAAGUGAUGGUUUGAAGCAUAAAAUAAAGAUGGAACCCCUUGAUAAACCCUAUGUGACACACAAUUAUUGUAAGAUUUGUAAGACAAACCCAAGUUUAAUUGAGUUGGACCAUGUUCCAGGAGACGUCCAAGGACCAAACUCUUCAGCUAUUUGUAAGACAAACCCAAGUUUAAUUGAGUUGGACCAUGUUCCAGGAGACGUCCAAGGACCAAACUCUUCAGCUAUUUCCCCCUUAAAGUCUUAG